Phycomyces blakesleeanus NRRL 1555(-) is the source of this 659-nucleotide messenger RNA. RefSeq lists its product as hypothetical. The coding region runs from base 1 to 342 and encodes 113 amino acids. Lineage: Eukaryota; Fungi; Mucoromycota; Mucoromycetes; Mucorales; Phycomycetaceae. The transcript has 3 exons. The record is from RefSeq and is a predicted model, not a curated record.
AUGAGUCAUCUUCCAGGAGUAUUGUUCUUCUGGAAAGAUCUGGAAAGACCAAUUGAUAUGAUACUUCUCCAGUCAGAUCAGUCCGAGAGUUUUGGUAAAGAAGAGCAUUUAUGCUAUUGGGAGAUCCGUUUGACUGGAAUAGCUGAAGAUAUUAUUUUAUCCUUCAGUCUUACUCUCAGAUUUAGCAGUAAUCAAUACUCAUUCACAACACCAUCAAUGGAAUUGCCAUAUAUGAUACGAGGCUGGUUUAGCAUGCAUGAUAGUGAUUAUAUUUCAUAUGAUGAUAUCAUCAUAAUAUGGGAUACAUCAGUGGAUUAUUAUAAGCAUAAUUAUAACUCAUAAACACAUUUACUUUCGAUGUUAAUACUUCAUUGGGACUACACACAUUUAUAUAAUUAAUCAUACAUUAAUUAUCCCAAGAUCAUGUUGCUCUGAUUAAGGCUCGGAUAGGAUCGAUUACCUGACCCCAGUCAUAUAAUUUUCCCAAUCCAAAACAAUAUAAAUAGCAGUAGUAGUUCAGUGUAGGAACCUGGUCAAACUUUGAUACAAAAUCUAUCUCAAUAAACAAAACCUACACAAGUUCUCACGAAUCUUCGUUCCUAAUUUCAAAUCUUCAAUUCUUCCUCUUAAAAACUUCUUCAACUUCAACCACCACAACA